AUGUAUUCCUUCAUGGAUAGUUUUUCAGGAUACAACCAGAUAAAAAUGGCUCUAGAGGAUAAGGCGAAAACAACUUUUGUCACACCUUGGGGGACAUACUACUAUAAGGUCAUGCCCUUUGGUUUGAAGAAUGCAGGAGCAACCUAUCAAAGAGCAAUGGUGACUCUAUUCCAUGACAUGAUACAUAAGGAAAUUGAGGUGUAUGUAGAUGAUAUGAUUGCCAAGUCUAAAAAGGGAGAGGAUCAUGUUGAAGUUUUAAGGAAGUUAUUUAAGAGGUUGAGGAAGUAUGAAUUAAGGCUUAAUCCUACAAAAUGUUCAUUCGGAGUUAAAUCAGGUAAGCUGAUAGGAUUUAUGGUAAGUGAUAGAGGUAUAGAGGUGGAUCCAGAUAAAAUAAGGGUCAUUCAAGCUAUGUCGUCCCCUAAAACGGAGAAAGAAGUAAGAGGAUUCUUGGGAAGGUUAAACUACAUUGCUCGGUUUAUAACUCAGCUAACAACAACAUGCGAACCUAUAUUCCGACUAUUGAGGAAAAAGAAUCCUGGAACUUGGAAUGAGGAGUGUGAGGAAGCAUUUAAUAAAAUCAAACAUUAUUUGCAAAAUCCAUCUUUACUAGUUCCUCUAGUAUCAGGAAAAUCUCUGGUAUUAUAUCUAACGGUAACCGAAGUAGCCAUGGGAUGUGUAUUGGGUCAGCAUGAUGAAACUAGAAGGAAGGAAAGAGUUAUUUAUUACUUAAGUAAGAAACUCAUCGAAUGUGAGUUUAGAUACACUGAGAUAGAAAGGCUCUGUUAUGCGCUGGUUUGGGCGGCAAAGAGACUACGACAUUAUAUGUUAUACUAUACCACUUGGUUAAUUUCAAAGGUGGAUCCUCUGAGGUAUAUUUGUAACAAGCCCUUUCUUUCAAGCCGAAUUGCAAGGUGGCAGGUUUUAUUAGCAGAAUAUGACAUAGUGUAUAUGACCAGGAAAGCUGUAAAAGGGAGUGCAAUCGCAGACCAUCUAGCUGAUAAUGCUGUUGAAGAUUACGAACCUUUGGAUUUUGAUUUCCCCGAUGAAGAUAUAUUGUCAAUAGAAAAAGAAGAAGAGAAGACAGAUUGGUGGACCAUGUUUUUUGAUGGGGCAGUGAAUGUAUAUGGUAAUGAGGCUGGUGCGGUAAUAAUCGCUCCCAAUAAGAAACAAUAUCCGGUUUCAGUUAAACUGCACUACGAGUGCACCAACAAUACAGUUGAGUAUGAAGCUUGUAUCCUUGGUUUAGAAGCGGCAUUGGGGCUAAAGAUAAAAAAGAUAGAUAUAUAUGGGGACUCAAUGUUGAUUAUCUGUCAGGUUAAAAGGGAAUGGCAGACCAAGGAAGAAAAUUUAAGGCCCUACCAAGAAUAUCUAUCCACACUAGCAAAGGAAUUUAAAGAGAUUAAAUUCACUCAUCUAGGAAGGGAGGGGAACCAUUUUGUGGAUGCUUUGGCCACGCUAGCUGCUAUGACUACCAUUGAUCUCAAAUACAAGGUACAACCUGUACAUAUUGAUAUUAGAAACGACCCAGCUCAUUGUUGCUUAGUUGAAGGAGAAAUAGACGGAAAGCCUUGGUAUUACGAUAUCAAGAAUCUUAUGCAGAAUCAUGAAUAUCCGGUGGGAGCUUCUAAAACGGAUAAGAAAACCUUGAGAAGGCUGGCUAUAGACUUCUAUUUAAAUGGAGAUAUUUUAUACAAAAGAUCAUUUGAUGAAACCUUGCUAAGGUGUUUGAAUGAGACAGAUGCUAGAAAGGUAUUGCGAGAGGUCCAUGAAGGAAUUUGCUCAACUCAUGCUAGCGGGCAUAUGAUAGCAAGGAAAAUACAAAGGGCGGGUUAUUUUUGGAUGACAUUGGAGAAAGAUUGCAUCGAUUAUGUCAGGAAAUGUCACAAGUGUCAAGUUUACAGUGAUAAGGUCAAUACAUUGCCAACUCUAUUAUUUAAUCUAAUAUCUCCCUGGCCAUUUGCAAUGUGGGGGAUUGAUGUAAUCGGUCCUAUUAACCCAAAAGCUAGCAAUGGGCAUAGAUUCAUCCUUGUGGCUAUUGACUACUUCAUAAAAUGGGUGGAAGCAAAUUCGUAUGCCUACGUAACACAGAAGGUAGUGAAGAGGUUUGUAGAAAAGGACUUGAUUUGUCGAUAUAGUCCUCCAGAAAAGAUAGUGAUCGAUAAUGCACAGAAUUUCAAUGGCAAAAUGAUAGUGGAGUUGUGUACCAAAUGGAAGAUCAAGCAUUUGAAUUCCUCGCCAUAUUGGCCAAAAAUGAAUGGAGUAGUAGAAGCCGCCAACAAGAACAUAAAAAAGAUUAUUCAGAAAAUGGUGGUCACAUAUAGAGAUUGGCAUGAGAUGUUGCCAUUUGCUCUCUAUACAUACCGCACUACUGUCAGAACCUCGACAAGGAUUACCCCAUAUUCUCUGGUGUACGGUAUGGAAGCAGUGAUGCCAUUGGAAGUAGAAAUCCCGUCGUUGAGAGUAUUGAUGGAUUCCGAACUAGAAGAGGCUGAGUGGGCUAAAGUGAGAUAUGAACAACUGAACCUGAUCAGCGAAAAGAGGAUAGCUACAAUAUGUCAUCAUCAACUUUACCAGAAACACAUGGCCAAGGCAUAUGAUAAAAAGGUUAGACCACGGGUAUUUCAAGAAGGGGAUCUAGUGUUGAAGAAAAUAUUGUCAUUACCCAGAGAAGAUCGAAGCAAAUGGUCACCAAAUUACUAG
Populus euphratica (Euphrates poplar) is the source of this 2700-nucleotide messenger RNA. RefSeq lists its product as uncharacterized. Gene Ontology annotation, biological process: DNA integration. The record is from RefSeq and is a predicted model, not a curated record. The transcript is spliced from 2 exons. The coding region runs from base 1 to 2700 and encodes 899 amino acids. Gene Ontology annotation, molecular function: RNA-DNA hybrid ribonuclease activity; nucleic acid binding. Lineage: Eukaryota; Viridiplantae; Streptophyta; Magnoliopsida; Malpighiales; Salicaceae.